UACCAAGAUGAGCACACUAAUCAAUAUUCCAAGUUUCCAAUCCCAAUCCAACACUAUAUAAGAAGCUAAACAAGCAAGAAGAAGAAGAAGAAGCAAUCACCCAUCAGCAAUGGCGCUCGCAAGCCGCCGGAGGCUAGCAGCCUCCCUCCUGGCCCUCGCGGCGGUCCUCCUCGCCGGCCCGGCGGCGGCGACGGGGAAGACCGGGCAGGUGACGGUGUUUUGGGGCCAGAACAAAGCCGAGGGCUCCCUCCGUGAGGCCUGCGACACCGGUACCUACACCUUCGUCAUCAUCUCCUUCCUCAACGUCUUCGGGCACGGCAAGGCGAGCCUGGACCUGUCCGGCCACCCGAUCGGCCCCAUCGGCGCCGACGUCAAGUACUGCCAGUCCAAGAGCAUCCUCGUCUUCCUCUCCAUCGGCGGGCUCGGCACCCAGUAUUCCCUGCCCAGCGUGCAGGCCGCCACCGACCUCGCCGACUACCUCUGGUUCGCCUUCCUAGCCGGCCACCGCAAGGGCGUCCACCGCCCGUUCGGCGACGCCGCGGAGCUCGACGGCAUCGACCUGUUCAUCGACCAGGGCCCGCCGGACUACUACGACGUGCUGGCGCGCCGGCUGUGGAGCUACAACAAGGACUUCCGCGGCCGCACGCCGGCGCAGCUGUCGGCGACGCCGCGGUGCCGGUACCCGGACCCGCGGCUGGAGCGGGCGCUCGCCACGGGGGUCGUCACACGCAUCAACGUCAGGUUCUACGGCGCCGACGGGUACUGCGCCGCCUACUGGCAGCUGGAGUGGGACAAGUGGACGGCGGCGUACCCCAACUCCAUGAUCUACGUGGGGCUGCCGGCGUCGGAGCAGACGGUGGGCUACGUGCACCCCAAGAACCUCUACUACGGCGUCGUCCCGGUGGUGCAGAAGGCGGCCAACUACGGCGGCAUCAUGAUCUGGGAGCGAUACGCCGACAAGCAGAGCAACUACAGCAGCUACGCCAUCCAAUGGGCUUGAGCAGUUGAUCGAGCUCCAUCCAUCCAUGUUCCAUGCCUUACUCUGCUGUGUGUAUCUCCUCACUAGCGUGUGCUUGCAAAAAUAAAGUGAGGCCUGUACGUGCAAGAAUAAACGGUUAAUCAUUAUUAUUAUUAUCAUCAUCUGUUCUG
Molecule: messenger RNA, 1149 nt
Organism: Setaria italica (foxtail millet)
Lineage: Eukaryota; Viridiplantae; Streptophyta; Magnoliopsida; Poales; Poaceae
Product: xylanase inhibitor protein 1
Exons: 1
Coding region: 110-1000 (296 amino acids)
Biological process (GO): carbohydrate metabolic process
Cellular component (GO): extracellular region
Molecular function (GO): chitinase activity
Source: RefSeq, a predicted model, not a curated record